Drosophila suzukii is the source of this 1677-nucleotide messenger RNA. RefSeq names its product UDP-glycosyltransferase family 303 member B2. Gene Ontology annotation, molecular function: UDP-glycosyltransferase activity. The record is from RefSeq and is a predicted model, not a curated record. NCBI's taxonomy places the organism in Eukaryota, Metazoa, Arthropoda, Insecta, Diptera, Drosophilidae.
CCGGCAUGAGCUGACUUACUGUGUAAAAAUGCGCCUGGGCUGUGCUUGGCUGGCGCUCGGCCUACUUUUGCACCUGAAUCUUCAACUGGACAUGGGUCUGGCGGCCAAUAUCCUGGGCGUUUUUCCGUACCGCCUGCCCUCUCCUUUUCAGAUGGUAAGGCCCCUUGUGAAGGCUCUAGUUAAGCGGGGUCACAGUGUUACAAUGAUCACACCAUUGGGUUAUUUACCCGACAUCGAAGGAGUUCGUCACAUACGAGUUCCCGAGCUAAAUAGACUCAUGGAUGAGCUAGUGGAAACGGACAAAUUUCUGGACUUGUUGGGCAGUAAAUGGAGGGAGGGUCGUCUGGCUGCUAAGAUCCUUUACAACGUUUCACAUGCCAUCCUCGGCAAUGAUGGAGUCCAAAGAAUGUUGCGCGAUAAAAGCGAGUGGUUUGAUAUGAUUAUUUUAGAGGCCAGUCACCUGGAUGCACUUUACGGAUUUGCCGAGUUUUACAAUGCUUCCCUGGUCGGAGUAUCUUGUUUAAACAUUAACUGGAACAUUGACUAUUUGGCGGGAAAUCCCGCUCCAAGUGUUUAUGAACCCGUUUCCCCGAUAGGAUUCGCUCUUGAUUACUCACUCCUUAGCCGAUGGCACAAUUGGAUUUAUAUAACGGAGGAGAAGCUGUUGGAACGCCUUGUUUUUAGACCCUCCCAGCUGAGAGUUUUCAAGAAGUUCUUCGGCUAUCCCGCACAAAAGCUUAAUGAGCUAAGAGAACGAUUCUCUAUAAUCCUGGUCAACAGCCACUUUAGUAUGGGAAGGGUGCGUGCGAAUGUACCUAACAUCAUAGAGGUUGGAGGCCUUCAUCUAAGUGAACCCCCGGAACCCUGUGAUAAAGAACUGCAAAAAUUUGUGGACGAGGCGGAGCACGGUGUCAUAUAUUUCUCCAUGGGCCUGGACGUAAUGGUUAAAUAUCUGCCAAUCAAUAUGCAGCAAACUCUCCUGCAGACCUUUGCUAGGCUGAAACAGCGUGUGGUUUGGAAGAAUGAGUUCUCCAUGAUGCCCUACAAAUCAGAAAACAUAUAUGUGAUCGAUAGAGCUCCCCAGCGGCAGUUACUCGCCCAUCCCAAUGUCCGGCUUUUUAUAAAUCAUGGCGGGUUACAGAGCGUGAUAGAGGCGAUAGAUAGUGGAGUUCCGAUGCUGGGAUUUCCACUCUUCUUCGAUCAGUUCAACAAUUUGCAUCGGGUGCAGUUGGCUGGAAUGGCCGAGGUCCUGGACACCAAUGAUUUGAACGCAGAUACUCUCACCGAAACUAUCAGGGAACUACUCGAAAAUCCUAGCUAUUCCGAAAGAGCAAAGGAAAUGUCAAUAUCCUUCAGGGAUCGACCUAUGAGUCCUCUAGAUACUGCUAUUUGGUGGACUGAAUAUGCCCUACGAAAUCGGGAUACCAACCACAUGCGACUCAAUAUGGAGGAGAUUCCUCUGAUGCGAUAUUAUAGACUGGAUACGUUGCUCACCUUUGGAAUUCGCUUUGGAUGCGUCUUGGGAUCGAUUUCCUUUCUGUGCUGGAGAUUGUAUCAGAAACACCGGAAUAGACAGAGACGUCUUCUUGAGAGAAGAAGAGCUUUCAUGCAAAUGCAGAUACGAAUGAUGAUGCUUGAAUGUGAAACCGCCUCUUAGAUUCCAUACAUUUGUAAAAA